GUUACUAUUGUCUGAUGAAAUAAAAACAAGUUAAGAAUUUGACAUUUUUUUUAAUUUUACACAGUGUUAAAUUUAGUAUUUACUAUUUACCAAUUGCUACCUAUUAAGUACCCAAUAAGAAUUUUGUAUUUGUACCGACUAAGUCGUUAAUUUUGUUUUACUUUUCAACUAUGUGUACACACUAAUAACAACUCGAAAAGUAAUACGUUAAAUAGAAUAAUUAUUAAUUUAUAAUUUGUAAUAGUUUUAUAUGUGUCCAAUUAUUAUCAUCAACAAAGCUCCACUAGUUCACAGCUCAAACUAUUUUGCCAAUUUGGAUCAAAAUAAGUACUGUUUACAGGGAAAAUAUGGCUGUACUUUACUUAAUGAAACAAUGAUAACACGACAAAAAACUUCCUGUUGAUGUAUCCUGGAGGUCUUAUUUAAAGUGUGAAUUGAUUUGUGAAAGUAUUGCAGCGUUUAAAUGAUCUUUAAAAGAAUGUUUUGGGUGUGCUUUAGAAAAAAAAACAUUCAAGUUCUGUUGAUCUUGGUUAUUUUGUUAGUAACUGUAUAUAACAUAUAUUUACUUGGCAAUAGCCAAAUAUUUGAUAAAUCUCAGAAACAUUUAAUUAUGUGUCAUUUCCAAGAUAAACACGAAGAAUCUUUACCAGAGUUAAUCUCGAGCGAAGUUACUGAAAACAGUAUAUACUUUUUUGAGACGUCCUGUAAUCAUGAAAAGGGUAUUCAACUAAAUCUUAGGCAAGGUUGUGCAAUAGAAUCUGCGGCUUUUCUCAAUCCAGAUUCAAAAAUUUUUGUGUUAUUUCUCUCUCCCAAUUUUGUUGAUCAUAAAUCACACGUUAUUGAUACAUUAAGUAGUUACAAAAAUGUUAAUUUUAGAUACAUAAAUUUACGGUCAUACGCCAACAAUACUCCUUUACAAAACUUUAUCACAUCAAAAACAAUAUUUACGAGUAAUUGGCCCGUUUCACAUACUAGUGAUCUGCUACGAUUUCUAACUUUGUGGAAAUUCGGAGGUACUUAUUUGGAUCUGGACGUUGUACUUAUGAAGUCUUUUAACAGUAUGUCAAAUUUCGUAGCUGUUGAAUCAGAAACGGCUAUUGCAUCACUUGUACUGAAUUUCAGCACUGACAAACUCGGUAAAUUAAUUGCCAACCUUACAGUUAACGACUAUGCUAAUAACUAUCGAGGUAACGAUUGGGGCUACAAUGGACCGGGAGUUAUAACCAGAGCACUUCAAAAAAUCUGCAAUACAGAAAACAUUUCAGAAAUGACCAAGGACAAAUGUCAGGGUUUUACCGUGUAUGAUCAAGACACUUUUUGUCCUGUUAGUUGGAAGGACUGGUAUUCAUACUUUAAUUCAAACACUAGUGCCGAAGUGAUGAAAAAAAUAAAUAACAGUAUAGGUAUACACGUUUGGAACAAUCAUAGUAAAAAUACCGUUGUUAAAGUGGGAUCAACACAGCCUUACGGUUUAAUAGCCCAAAAAUAUUGUCCAAAUGUAUUUUCACUGGCAAAAAUAGAAUUCUAAACACCAAAUGUAAUACAAAAUAUGUUACUUGUUUACUUAGUUUAAUUUUUUGAAAAUGUAUUUAAAUAGCUCUCUAUCUUUAUAUUUUUAUUAUAACAGCUAUAUUCAGUUA
Molecule: messenger RNA, 1640 nt
Organism: Adelges cooleyi (spruce gall adelgid)
Lineage: Eukaryota; Metazoa; Arthropoda; Insecta; Hemiptera; Adelgidae
Product: lactosylceramide 4-alpha-galactosyltransferase-like
Exons: 4
Coding region: 464-1528 (354 amino acids)
Biological process (GO): glycosphingolipid biosynthetic process
Molecular function (GO): alpha-1,4-N-acetylgalactosaminyltransferase activity
Source: RefSeq, a predicted model, not a curated record